Messenger RNA from Hordeum vulgare subsp. vulgare (domesticated barley), 1075 nucleotides. RefSeq names its product guanine nucleotide-binding protein subunit gamma 2-like. NCBI's taxonomy places the organism in Eukaryota, Viridiplantae, Streptophyta, Magnoliopsida, Poales, Poaceae. The transcript has 4 exons. The record is from RefSeq and is a predicted model, not a curated record. Gene Ontology annotation, biological process: G protein-coupled receptor signaling pathway. The coding region runs from base 321 to 761 and encodes 146 amino acids.
UCGUCGUCUUCCCCCCAUUCUCUCUUAUCCCCCCCGCCGUUCUCCUCCCAUUUUGUCGCCGCCUACCUGCCUCCCGCUUCCCCCGUCCCCGACUCCGACCACCUCCCGAAGGGGAGGGAGAAGUACGAGCUCCCGAAGCCCAUGGCGCCCCUACUCGUUCGCAUCGUCUGAUCGACGCCUCCCCCGCUCCCUCUGCUCUCCUUCUACUCGGCACAAACGCGCACGCGGGGGGUGGGUAGGUGGGCCGCACCGCGGGGCUGGCACGGGCGGAGCCGGAGGCAGAUCUGCGGGGUGGGAAAGGGAGGCGAGCGCGGGCCGGGAUGAGGGGGGAGGCCAACGGAGGGGACCGGCGGCUGCGGGACGAGGAUGGGGAGGAGGAGGAACCGCCGCAGCGGCAGGAGGAGGAGGAGAGGGCGGCGAAGCCGUCUUCUGGGCAGCAGCAGCAGCCCGCUGCCGCGGGGGCGGCGACGACCACGACGACGAGGAGCGUGGGGUACGUGGGGAAGCACCGCCUCUCCGCCGCCAUCCAGCGCCUCGACCAGGAGCUCCAGUCACUCCAGGAUGAAUUGAAUGAGCUUGAAACCAUGGAACCUGCAUCUGCGGCAUGCCGAGAGGUGAUCACUAGUACUGAAGGAAAGCCUGACCCGCUUCUUCCAAUCACAAGUAGCCCGGAGAACUCUUCAUGGGACAGGUGGUUCCAGCGCGUGCGAAGCUCUCGCAGCAACAAAUGGUGGCAAUCCAAAGGCUCCGAUUUCGCCUAGCUUUCACGGAAGCUGAGACAAGCUGUGUGCAGAUUCAAUCGCCCCUGAUCCGUAUGGUCCGUCGUUGGCCUGGCAACGGAAUACAACCCAGUUUUCCUGAGAAUUGUUAUGUAUGUAAUCCCUAACAAAAACAUGAAUGUAUCCUCAUUAGUCCUGACGAUUGCUGUUCAGAAAAUAGUCCUGUAAUUCAUCUUCCUCAGGUGCUGACCAGCUAUGUUUGAUUCUUGUGGUCUUGGAGCAAAAUGGUCCUGUACUUUGGGCAAGUUUGUUGACCUUGGAGCAAAAUUUCUCAUGUGCAUCUUAUUUUGUCGAAA